AUGUUUGAUGCCGAAACCUUAUGUAGGAGUUACGGUGGACAUUUGGCUUCAAUCCACAGCUCAUCCGAAAAUGAUUUUGUAGCCGAGCUAUCAAAGAUGGGUAAAACAUGGACUGAUUGGCAUGAUUUGACUUGGAUAGGCCUGAUGGAACCUCAUCCAAAUGACUGGUACUGGACUGACGGCACGGAGGUCGACUACACGGGAUGGGCACCAGGUGAACCUAAUCACUGGAAAGGAAUACAACACUGUGCGACGGUAUGA
This is a messenger RNA of Cylicostephanus goldi, 261 nucleotides long. The record is from the annotation of a GenBank genome assembly. NCBI's taxonomy places the organism in Eukaryota, Metazoa, Nematoda, Chromadorea, Rhabditida, Strongylidae.